Messenger RNA from Lycium barbarum (goji berry), 1616 nucleotides. RefSeq lists its product as uncharacterized. Lineage: Eukaryota; Viridiplantae; Streptophyta; Magnoliopsida; Solanales; Solanaceae. Bases 358 to 807 code for a protein of 149 amino acids. The transcript has 3 exons. The record is from RefSeq and is a predicted model, not a curated record.
UAAUAUUGUAUAAGAGGUAUUUAAAGGAAAAAAUAAGCUAAACCGGGUAAUUAAGGAAAAACCUAGCCUAAAUCGGAUAAAUAUUCUUUCUCAAUAAAUAUAAAGUGUAUUUUUCCCUAAAAUUAAACUAUAAUGGGAUUGGGAGGAGGUAAAUAUUAGUCCUACAAAUAUGGAAUGAAAGGAAUAGGCAUCCUAUAUAAGGAGUUUCUAUUUUUUUGUUCUAAGGAAAGUAGGCAUAUUUGCCAUAAUUGUAGGAAGAGAAUAUUAUAUAGGUAUUUAUCCAGCUACCUUUAUGGGGCUUUGCCGUUCCCUUGGUGCGGACUGAAUAAUUAUUGGGUUGUAACCGAUUCACCGUAAAUGAAUUGCGGUAAUAAUCCGAUUAUGGGUUCGCUUAUUUGUCCCAAACCUCGAAGGCUUGGAGAUCACAAUAGCUAUUCUAACUGCAUUCCUUUAAGAAAUCAAGCUGAGGCCUUUAUUUCAAAAGGUGGAGCAGAACUUAUUGAUCUCAUUCUCAAAGAGGACGGCAUAGCUGCAACACAAUAUGCAUCCGAUUUGUCAUCAUCCCCUCCUUUCUUCUCUGGUUCACCUCCUUGUAGAGCUAUGAAUCCAUUAAUCCAUGAUGCUCAAUUCGCAAACGAAAAGCAACCCCGUGUAUCUUCAUCACCAAGUCCAUCGACUUCAUCUUCACCGUCUCCAUCAUCAAGUUGUAAAGGCAGGUGUGCAAGGGCAAGACUUGGGAAAAAUCAGUCACCAAAUAGAGUAGAGGGCUUUGACUGCCGAAACUCUCGCAUGGCUGCUAUGGCGUAAAUCUUCCUUACUAAACAGUAUAUAAAGGAAUCUUGACAGCUGAACUAUGUAUAUAGAAUGUCUGACUAGAAAAGAAGAACAUUUUUUUGGAGAAUUAGGGUAAAGUUUUGGUUUUGCUUUAAUAUUAUUGUGCAAAGAUGUGGCUCUUUCGCACAAGUUAAUUAAAAUAAGGUGGUUGAGAGUUGAUAAUUUUGCUUGGGUGCAUCUGUAAAAAUGCACUCCAUCGAUUUUGGUGCCCCAAAUUUUUGAUAAUUUGAAAAGUAGUAGUAUUGUAUAUAUGUGAAAUUUGGAAUAGGAGGUUGUGAUUUGAGUUUGAUUUUUCUUAUAGCCUUUGUCUUGGUGGUUUCUGUUUUAUAGACUUGAUGAAGAUAUUUUGAUUUCUUAUAUGUCUAUUAGUUAUGCAAGUAUGUUCACAUAAGUUGGAGGAUUCCUCUUUUCCAACAUCACUUUUUGAGGUAAGCUUGUAGUGUUCUCAAAUAGUAUAAUCUUGUAGGAGUAUUUCCUUUGAAAAUAUUUGAAAUCCUAUCCCUUUUAUCUCCAGUUUGUACAAUUGUGGCCCAGAAAAGUUUGAGAUAAUUCAGUAGCGAAAGAUAUUGCCUCGAGAGUGCCAACAUUGUCCUUUUCUAACAGGAGUAGUCUGUUUGGUUAAGUUUUCAACAUCUGCUUAUUUCGAAAAAUGUUUUUAGGUGAGUAACAAUUUGUAAUUCGCUAACAAUUUGAAAACGAAAAAGGGCUAAAAUUACCCCUGAACUUUGGGAAAUAGUUCAUUCAUAUCCUUCGUUAUACUUUAGGGCAAAUUAUACCCUUAC